AUGGACCAGGGCUACUCGACGUUCGGCGCCGGCGGCGACGCCUCGGCGUCGGUCUGGCGCGGCCAGCCGCGAGGCCCCGACGGCCGGCGCUACCUGCCCGUGCCGCUGCAGCGCGGCCUCAGCGCCCCCGAGUACUACCCCGUCCAGGCCGACGCGCACCAACACCACCCCCGGCCCACCGUCUUCCCGCAACUUCGCCGCUGGCCGCAAGAAAUGAAAUUCCUCGGCUCUGAAAUUAACAAAGUUCACCAGCAGCGGCAGCCACCGCCUGCUCCACCCCAGGACGACGAGAAUGCAGGGGAGGAGAAUAGAGAGGAGGAAGAAUUGAAAGAGGAAGAGGAAGAAUUGAAAGAGGAAGAGGAAGAAUUGAAAGAGGAAGAGGAAGAAUUGAAAGAGGAAGAGGAAGAAUUGAAAGAGGAAGAGGAAGAAUUGAAAGAGGAAGAGGAAGAAUUGGAAGAGGAAGAGGAAGAAUUGGAAGAGGAAGAGGAAGAAUUGGAAGAGGAAGAAUUGGAAGAGGAAGAGCAUAGAUUCAGACAUUGUCAGAAAAAGAGUGGAGAGUGA
Molecule: messenger RNA, 561 nt
Organism: Schistocerca americana (American grasshopper)
Lineage: Eukaryota; Metazoa; Arthropoda; Insecta; Orthoptera; Acrididae
Product: putative golgin subfamily A member 6-like protein 19
Exons: 2
Coding region: 1-561 (186 amino acids)
Source: RefSeq, a predicted model, not a curated record